Messenger RNA from Clarias gariepinus (North African catfish), 1325 nucleotides. It is a transcript of the gene rasd2b, whose product is annotated as RASD family member 2b. NCBI's taxonomy places the organism in Eukaryota, Metazoa, Chordata, Actinopteri, Siluriformes, Clariidae. The coding region runs from base 62 to 1120 and encodes 352 amino acids. Gene Ontology annotation, molecular function: GTP binding; GTPase activity. The record is from RefSeq and is a predicted model, not a curated record. The transcript is spliced from 2 exons.
CACAGAGAGAGAGAGUCAGUCAGACUGUUAGAGCACUGAUCAGAUAACUCCAGCUCUCCUGAUGUCUCCUGCACCGUCUGACACCAACACUGCGGAGCUCCAAAGCGCCCCGGUGCCGCGCAUGCAGCCCGGGCACGCGGCCGACUUCCUCCCGAGCCCCUCCAGCGCCUUCCUGAGCGGCCUGGGGCUCGGCGGGCUCGGGGUGGCCGCCACCAUCUCCAAAGCUGGACUGGGAGUGCAGAGACUGGCCGCGGCGCAGCUCAUAAAGCGCCGGGAGAAGAAGGCGCGUGCGGCGGCGGAGGACCGGAACCAGACGGCGGCGGUGCUGCGCGCCCGGGAGUCUCUGAGCGCCGGGCCGAAGCCGCAGAACUGCAGGAGGAUGGUGGUGCUCGGAGCGCCGCGCGUCGGCAAGACGGCCAUCCUGAGGCGCUUCCUGCGGGACGGCUUCGACGAGCAGUACGAGCCCACGCGCGAGGACUUCACGCGCAAGGUCUACAGCAUCCGCGGGGAGACGUACCAGGUGGACAUCCUGGACGCAGCCGGGGAGAGGGACUUCCCCGCCAAGCGCAGGCUCUCCAUCCUCACCGGCGACAUUUUCUUGCUGGUGUACAGUGUGGAUGAUCGCAGUUCAUUUGAUGAAGUGUGCGCUCUACGUUCUGAGAUCUCGUCAGCCAAAGCAGCGUUGCUGCGCUCCAAGGCUCGUGUGAGCACCGUGCCCGUGGUGGUGUGUGCAAACAAAGUGGACUUGCCAGUCGAGCAGCAUGCGGUGUCACGCACAGAGGCCCUGCACAUGUUCGCAGAUAGCUGCGCGCUCUAUGAGACGUCAGCCAAAGACAGUAAAAACCUGGAGGAGGUGUUUGCGACGUUAGCUGAGCGAGGUGGACUCCCGCUCGAGACAGGGCCCUCUCGCCACCGCAAGCUCUCCAUCCGCUCGUACCACGCCAUCCUACGCGCGACACGUCAACGCAGUGGGGACACACCCUGCGGCGCGGUACAACCGCUCGCACGGAGACCCAGCUUCGGAACAGACUUACAGCUCGCACUCGCCUCACGCGAGGAACAAACACAGAGCAUGAAGCUGAGUAAAGCGGGGACACAUCCAGGCUGCCCUAUCCAGUGACCUCUUACACCUUCACACACCAACACGGACAAUUUUCAUUCUCAUGAACAAUUCUGUCAAAUGUAGCAUUCUCAGAACCACAACUCGCUCCAUGAUCUUCCGUUCGUUUUCGUUUUCAUUUUGUAUAGUACAGCUUGUUGUAAGUGUUGCCAGGUUGAAUGUGUGUGUCUAUAUAUACACAUAGACAAGACAAUAUAUUGGAAAU